GGUUUCGUUGGAGCCUACUUUUGUUCCAGUGCAAAAUGAAUGUGGCAGACAAAUUUACCGUAGUCGACGUGUAUGAUUUGGCGUUGGAUAUCGGCAAAGAGUUCGAAGUGAUAAUCGAUGCCAAUGGAGCAAACACGGUCUCGGGGCUGAUUACGAAAGUCGUGAAUGCGCUGGAGUUGAUGGAAUCCCUCACCUGCCAGAAUGAAAGCGAAAAUUCUGCCAUUCAAGAGCUGCAAGAAAGAAUAGCUCUGUUAGAGGCCGAAAAGGAACAGAAAGCAGCCUCCCGGUCGCGGUACGAAAAGGAGUUGGAAGCCAUCGAAGACCAAUGGCGUUCGGAGGCGAAGGAGCUGUUCAAAGUGAUCGAUAAGUUGCACGAGGAGAAUCGUAAGCUACAAAGAGGGAUUGCACGGACGGCGAGUGAGGUUCCAGGCACACCCCACGCAGAUGAACUGUCGAACGCUGCAAUCGAUGAACUGGGGAGCGAUUCGAACACACCCGGUGGAACGGUGGCAUCGGCUUACAAAAAGUCCUCCGAACACAAACUACAGCUCUGUCAGCUGGAGGAAAAGUUGAAGCGCAAGGAGAUAGAGUUGUGCGAGAAAAUUGCCGAAAUUGAAGCAUUAUCGAAUCAAAACGAUCGCCUAAAGAAAGUGGUAAGCGAAAGUCGCCGGCGACAAAAGCUUUCCCACAACCAGAUCGUAACGCUGUGCGAAGAGCGGGCCGACUUUUUGGCCCAAAUUCAGGACCAGCACCACGAGAUUAAAGCACUACGAACUCAGCUGGGCUUGGCCGAAAAGGAAAAUGAAGAUUUGGUGAAUCGAGUGGCUGAGGACGAGCGCCCCCGAUUUUCGACGGUAGAGCUAAAGGAGAUGCUGACUGAUCGAAACGAGCUAAAGGCCAGAGUCAGUGAUUUGGAACAAGAACUUAUGACAUGCCAGGCCAUUGGAGGUAGCGGUGGCACAUGUCCUGCUUCCGAUGUGGUUGAUGGUACCAAGACAGUGGAAAGUUCCGGUAACGAACUGCAAUCGGUAGACUUCAGCGAGCUGCCUGUACAAGGACCACUGCCGUACGAACCGGAUGAUGCACCGUGGAAAAAGACUAACGAAAGUGGCAUCAGGAAAUUCUUCCGCAAGCUGUUUAACGAAACCUCCUCAGACUGCUCCAGCUUUUCACAGCGUUCUCUAUCGACCCUCUCCAAAAUGGCACUGUCAUCAGGGCCGCAUAGUGACAUACCGAUAUAAAUUUCAAAAAUAGUCAGGGUGUAUCACCAGUGCAAGUAAACUUGCCCACACUGGUCAUACGCAAAAUAGACAAAAGAAACAUCGAUUUUGAACAGAGUUCCGAGAAUUUUAUCAGUGUAGAAAUUGAACAAGACUGGCAAGGAACAACCUUGGCCAAAUUUGAAGUGUAGUAUUCCUUGCAUACCUAUGUUGUAGCCUUUACAUGACCGAGAUUUAGAACUUUGCUUGAGCAUGUCUAGUGGCCCAGUUGCCUUUCCCUGUUCGGUAAUUGUUGACGUUGUUUUAAGAUUUCAUUACGUUGCUACUAGUUCCUCUUUUGAUACACGAAAGAGGAACCGAUCGUUCACUAUUUCAUUGCUAUACGACGUAAAAUGAUGAUAACGAUUUUCGUUUAAAUUUUCUGCUAAGUUUGAUACUAGAAUUUAUCUACGGAUUAGAUUUGUUUUUCUUUAUAGAUACAAUAGCGCAUGUUGAAGCCAUUUAUAAAUCUUCCAUUGCUUAGAAAGUGUAGGAACUGGCUAUUGGAAUUAGUUUAAAAAUGCUCCGAAUACAUAGUAGAUUACGUUCUUACAGGCAAUGUUAGUAGCAGUGAGUUAAAAAAGUAUCCUUCAUCAUCUCUAGUCAUUUUUAACCUUACAAGUCUAACGUUUGGAGUUGCAUAUAUACUGUUUUUAGCGUUUAGCAUUAGCGACGUUCUCUUAUCGAAGCAACCGAUAACGGAACAUUUGCCGCAUCAUUAUCCGUUGCGCGUUACACUAUCGUGAUAGGUGUUAGUUCGCUGCGAAAGACGAGAGAUUAGUUUGGAGUAAAGUGCGUAAACGAGGCUGAGAUUGUACCGUGUUACAGACCCAUCGGAGGAAUUAGCAGAAACAAGCAAGAUGUGGAUUGAUGGAGAUCGUUCAAUGGGUAGGAAUGUUUACCUAGAUUAAAACUUUAUUUACAUGCCGUUAGUACGGAAACUGUGUCAAGUAUUAUGUGAGACAAUAUGAUCAAUUAUGAACCAUUCCAUGUACCUCUGUACUACAACAUACUAUCCAUUUCGGGAACGUUGACUGAACGCACUAGUUCGAAGCCACCUAUUAUGUGAUGAUAUCUUAGACAUUGUCUGGCUA
Messenger RNA from Anopheles cruzii, 2353 nucleotides. It is a transcript of the gene Rilpl, whose product is annotated as RILP-like protein homolog. Gene Ontology annotation, cellular component: cytoplasm; ciliary basal body. Lineage: Eukaryota; Metazoa; Arthropoda; Insecta; Diptera; Culicidae. The record is from RefSeq and is a predicted model, not a curated record. The coding region runs from base 36 to 1241 and encodes 401 amino acids. Gene Ontology annotation, biological process: cilium assembly. The transcript has 3 exons.